This is a messenger RNA of Phyllotreta striolata, 1089 nucleotides long. The record is from the annotation of a GenBank genome assembly. NCBI's taxonomy places the organism in Eukaryota, Metazoa, Arthropoda, Insecta, Coleoptera, Chrysomelidae.
AUGAGUCGCAAAGAUAGUACAAUAUUAAACCCGGAACCAAAUGCACCAAGAAUAAACAUUUUGUGCUUAGAUAUAAGUGAAUCUAGUAAAACAGUGCAAUUUGUUCUUUGCACUUGUACAGUGUUUGUAUUUUUCCUUUUAUAUGGAUAUAUGCAAGAGUUAAUAUUCACUGUAGAAGGCUCUAAACGUUACGGGUGGUUUUUAACACUCGUACAGUUCGGUUUUUACAUUAUAUUCGGUCUUGUCGAGGUUAAUAUAAGGAAAAUUGGCCCUCGAAAGAUACCACUUAAAACAUAUUCCUUACUAGCUUUAUUAACGUUGGGAACAAUGGGAUUUUCAAACGCCUCAUUAGGCUACUUGAAUUACCCCACGCAAGUUAUAUUUAAAUGCUGUAAACUUAUUCCAGUGUUGAUCGGUGGUAUUUUGAUACAAGGGAAGCGGUACGGACCGUUGGAUUUUCUAGCAGCUCUCUUAAUGUGCAUCGGGUUAACUUUAUUUACUUUGGCCGAUUCUAAAGUGCAGCCGAAUUUUAAUACCACUGGUAUAGCGAUGAUUUCAAUGGCAUUGUUGUGUGAUGCGAUAAUAGGAAACGUUCAGGAAAAGUCUAUGAAAAAUUACGGAGCUGCCAAUGCCGAAGUAGUUCUAUAUUCAUAUGGAAUAGGGUUUUUGUAUAUUUUCGUAGUAAUGUUGUUAUCCGGAGAUUUCAGCGAUGGCAUUAACUUUUAUUCUCAGAAUCCCAAGAAGAUGUACGGAUACGCGUUCCUAUUUUCCAUAACCGGAUAUUUGGGUAUACAAAUCGUUUUGACUCUAGUAAGAACAACAGGAGCUUUUGCUGCAGUUACUGUUACUACUUGUCGAAAAGCUGUUACAAUAAUUAUAUCGUUCGUUUUAUUUAACAAGCCAUUCAUUUUCCAAUAUGCCUGGUCUGGUCUCAUCGUAGUGAUUGGAAUUUACUUAAAUUUAAUGAGCAAAAGACAUCCCGUUUCGAUGGCGGAUUUCGAGAGUAAAUUCGAAUCUGUGUAUAGAUUCGUACGAUCCAAAUUUAUAGCCAGCAGUUAUAAAAGCGGACAUUAUUUAACGGAAGUGUAA